Molecule: messenger RNA, 2691 nt
Organism: Ostreobium quekettii
Lineage: Eukaryota; Viridiplantae; Chlorophyta; Ulvophyceae; Bryopsidales; Ostreobiaceae
Source: the annotation of a GenBank genome assembly
GGUGGACACACAGCAUUGAUAAUUGCAGCAAGUGAUGGCCAUGAGGACAUUGUUGAGUUUCUCACAGCAAAGGGGGCAUCAGUUGACUGUCAAGAUGAGGAAGGUUGGACAGCUUUGCAUCAUGCUGCAUCCAAGGGUUUCAUCAGCUCUGCCAAGGCCCUGAUUGAUGCUGGAGCCAAUGUGGACAUUCAGUCAAAGGAAGGCAGAACCCCGCUGUGGCUUGCAGGUGGGGAGGGCUGCCUGUCCAUUGCAAAGAUUUUGCUGGAAAAGGGAGCACAGGUCAACUGUGAAGACCAGGAUGGCUGGACACCAUUGAUGCACUGCACAUGGAAAAUGCAUAUUUCCAUUUUGGAUUGCAUGCUGCGGCAAUGCAAAGAUGUCGACCACAGGAACAAAGAGGGUUUCACAUGCUUACAUGCAGCAGCCCAAAGGGGUGAUGCACAAGCUACUCGCCUUCUCCUUGAACAUGGUGCUGAUGUGAAUGCCACAAGCAAGAAUGGAACUACAGCUAUAGCAAUGGCAGCAACCCAUGCACAUUUGGAGGUGGCUAGAGAGUUGCUUGACAGAGGGGCCAAUUUGGAGCUUACACUGCAAGAUGGAUGGUCGCCUUUGAUGUUGGCAUGCCAAGGUGGGCAUAUGGAGAUUAUGGGUGCAUUUCUGGAAGCUGGUGCAGAUGUUAAUCAUCAAGCUGAGACAGGUUGGACUGCGCUUCACAAGUCAGCAUGGGAUGGUCGUGUGAGACUUGUUGAGCGCCUGGUGGACGCUGGUGCCAAAAUCAAUGCACAGGAACAGGAUGAGGACACACCGCUAUUGAUGGCAGCAUCUCAGGGUCACCUAGAUGUUGUGAGGUAUCUUUCUGAAAAAGGAGCUGACACAAACACACCAAGGAAGGAUGGAUGGUCGCCACUCAUGAUUGCAUGCCAGAAUGACCAUCUGUCCAUAGUUGAGUUCCUGCUGGAGGCAGGUGUGGAUGUGAACCACAAGAGUAAGAGUGGUUGGUCAGCUCUGCAUAAGGCUUCAUGGGAUGGGCGGUUACGAUAUGUGAGAUGCUUUGUGGAAGCUGGAAGCCUGGUAGAUAGCGAAACUGAGGAUGGCAGCACGCCAUUGACUUUAUCAGCAGAGAAAGGUUGGCUUGAAAUUGUCGAAUAUCUGGUUCACAAUGGUGCGGAUGUCAACCACAAAAGGAAGGGUGGAUGGACAGCGUUGCAGUAUGCAUCAAAUGAAAGUCAUGAAGGCAUUGCCACAUUUCUGAUUGAAUCCGGGGCAGAAGUGGAUCAUCAGAAUGAUGAUGGCUGGUCUGCACUGCUCAUGGCAUCAUCAGCAGACGCAUGGGGCAUUGUGAAUUGCCUAUUAGAGAACAUGGCGGAUGUCAGCCAUGCGAACAAUGGAGGGUGGACUCCACUGAUGUCCGUCAGUGACAAGGGCAAGCUAUCUGUUGUGCAGACCUAUCUGGAGAGGGGAGCACCUGUGAAUGCUGUUGACAAGGAGGGAUUUGCUGCUCUGCACUUUGCAGCCUUGCGAGGCUAUUCGGAGGUGGCACAACUGCUCAUUGAGCACAAUGCAACUGCUGACUUGGGAACCAGGGUCGGCUACACUCCAUUGCAGUGCGCGGGUCAGAGGGGCGACGCCAACCUCGUGCAGUUUCUUGUUGACCAUGGUGCAGCAGUUAACCAUGUGUCUGAUAAAAAUGAGACCGCGCUGCAUUUCGCCGCUGAGUGUGGCCGCCUGGAGGUGGUCAUCUUGCUUCUGCAACUCGGCGCAACUGUGGAUCCAGUGUGUGAGCAAGGCUUCACACCGCUGUCAGAAGCAUGUUGGACUGGCCACCAGUCCGUGACAGAGAAAUUGCUGGAGCAUGGUGCAUCCCUCAACCCCAGCGGCAUGAUGGGUGGUUUGAGCCUUCUGCAGCUUGCCACGGACGGAGGCCGCAGCGAGAUCGUCCAGUGGUUGCUUGAAAAGGGGGCGGCGCUGGAUGCGACAGACGAUAAUUCAGAGACAGCAAUGCAUUUUGCUGCAUGGAGCGGGGACCUAAGCAUUGCAGAUAUCCUUUCUGGCAAAGGAGCUUCUUUGGAUACGCAGAACAAGGUUGGAGACACCCCAUUGAUCUUGGCUGCCAGAGAAGGACACAAAGAGAUGGUGGAGUUCCUUCUACAAAGGGGUGUGGAUGUUGGUCAUCAAAACAAGACUCGCCACAAUGCGCUCUCCGCCGCACAUGAGCUGGGGCACCAGGAUGUCGUGGACGUGUUGCUGAAGCAUGGUGCCGCGCGACCUGCCGACGAGGAUGCCCGCGAGCUGGCGCCAGGUCCGAUCCCCUGCCCCCCUGAUGGUGCGUGGUCUGGCUCCUGGAAGGGAACCUCCAACCGAGAGGAAGACAAGGAGUUCAGGAUGUGGAACAGGCUCGUCUUCAAGAACGGGGAAAUCAACGGAUUUGGCCACGACGACGAAGUUGGCGACUACGGGGUGAGGGGCACCUUCGACGCCGAGGCGCAGACGUGCAAGUUUAAGAAGGUGUAUCUGGAGCCCAACAUCGACGAGCAUCACGAGAUGGAGGGAGGGUUUGAGCUGGUGACCAAGGGCUUUUGCAUUGCGUGCGUUGUGGUGCAGGGAACUGGGAAGAGGAACGGCAAGGCGGUGACGUUUCGGAUGCGGUCUGAAAUGAAGGUGAUGGAGUUCGUGGACGACAACGGACAGUAG